UCCUCCUCCUGUCUGAGGAGGUUUCAUUUUCUCCACCUGCAGAUUUUUACUCUGAAACUCACCUGAGCUCGUUUCACUGUUUCCUGUUUCCUGUUUGUUUGUCUCACCUGAAGCUAAACCUCUGACACCACGUGACGCCUAGACAGAUAUGACGUCAGCAUCUGACCUGGAGCAGCUCGCGGACCUUAAGCUGCAGAGGGAGGAAGAGGAGGAGGAAGAGGAGGAGCAGACAUGUGUCACAGACGCUCCAUCGUCAGUCCUUCCUGACUCCUCCCACCCGUAUUAUGACGUGGCUCGACACGGCAUCGUCCAGGUCUCUGGAGACGACAACUACGGCAGGAAGUUGAUCAUCUUCAGCAGCUGCUGUUUGCCUCCAUCGCACCAGCUGAACCAUCAGCGGCUGCUCGAGUACCUGAAGUUCACGCUGGACCAGUACGUGGAGAUGGACUACAUCCUGGUUUAUUUCCAUCACGGUCUGAGGAGCAGCAACAAGCCGUCGUUGAAAUGGUUACGAGAAGCGUACAACGAGUUCGACAGGAAAUACAAGAAGAACCUGAAGACUCUUUACGUGGUUCAUCCCACAAACUUCAUCCGGAUCGUCUGGAACAUUUUCAAACCUCUGAUCAGCCACAAGUUCGGGAAGAAGCUGACGUACGUGAACUUUCUGGACGAGCUGAGAGAACACGUGAACUUCGAGCAGCUCGUCGUCCCUGCUGACGUCCUCAGACACGAUGAAAAGUUACGAGCGGCUCAGAGAGGCGGAGCCCCUCCCCCGGUGAAGAAGCCGCCGCCCCGCCCCCCCCUGCCCACUCAGCAGUUUGGAGUCAGUCUUCAGUACAUCAGAGAGAAGAACGGGGGGGCCACGAUUCCGCCUGUGCUGCUUCAGACGGUUCGAUACCUGAAGGAGAACGGUCUGAGGACAGAGGGACUCUUCAGACGCUCGGCUCGUGUUCAGCUCAUUAAGGACGUUCAGAAGCUCUUUAAUCUCGGGAAGCCUGUGAACUUUGCUCAGUACGGUGACGUCCAUGUUCCUGCUGUGAUCCUGAAGACGUUCCUCAGAGAACUUCCUGAACCUGUGCUCACAUUCAGAGUCUACAGCCAAGUCCAGGACAUCCUCAAUGUGGAGAACAUCCUCCGUGUGACGAGGUGUAAACAGAUUGUUGAAAGUCUUCCUGAACAUAAUUUCAUCGUGGUGAAGUUUCUGCUGUGUUUCCUCCACAUGGUGUCUCAGGAGAGCAUCAGUAACAAGAUGAGUCCGUCCAACUUGUCGUGUGUGUUCGGGGUGAACCUGGUUUGGCCUCGUCAUGGUUCCAUCUCCCUCACGGCUCUGACGCCCGUCAACAUCUUCACCGAGCUGCUCAUCGAACAUUUCCACACCGUGUUCUCUUCUCGCCGUGCAGCGGGAGAAGUGACGCCCUGAAGCUGCGGGUCGGCAGCUCUGGGUCCACUGACACAAGGUUUUCUACUUUUUUUAAAUCAACUGAAUGAAAUCUCUUCAUCAUCUCAGGAGGUUUUGACCUUAAGCUUCAAGAAUCUAGAUUCUCCAGACGUGGACCCCUCCACUCUGACGAUUGUGAUUUUUCUCUGCAGCGCAGCUUUGAGCUGUUAGUUAUUCACGAGUUAGCUCACCUGGUGGAGCUGCGUGUUUUUCUUACUCACCUUCUCCCACAUUUCAUUCUGACAACGUCCAAUAAAGAAUAAACUUUA
This is a messenger RNA of Paralichthys olivaceus (Japanese flounder), 1707 nucleotides long. RefSeq names its product rho GTPase-activating protein 8-like. Gene Ontology annotation, biological process: negative regulation of endocytic recycling; small GTPase-mediated signal transduction. Gene Ontology annotation, cellular component: cytoplasm. Gene Ontology annotation, molecular function: GTPase activator activity. Lineage: Eukaryota; Metazoa; Chordata; Actinopteri; Pleuronectiformes; Paralichthyidae. The record is from RefSeq and is a predicted model, not a curated record.